This is a messenger RNA of Ostreococcus lucimarinus CCE9901, 777 nucleotides long. RefSeq lists its product with no specific name. The record is from RefSeq and is a predicted model, not a curated record. Lineage: Eukaryota; Viridiplantae; Chlorophyta; Mamiellophyceae; Mamiellales; Bathycoccaceae. Bases 1 to 777 code for a protein of 258 amino acids. Gene Ontology annotation, molecular function: sulfur dioxygenase activity. The transcript has a single exon. Gene Ontology annotation, biological process: hydrogen sulfide metabolic process; glutathione metabolic process.
AUGGACUUGAAGUUUUUCUCCAAGCCGCCGUUGGCGGAUUUCGUGCGCGAGGGGUUGCGCCCGGAUGCAGGGUUGAUUUUCCGACAGUUGUUCGACACAAGCGGGAGCUCGACGUACACGUACUUAUUGGGGGACCCGGUGAGCAAGGAGGCGGUGUUAAUCGAUCCGUUGAAGGAGAUGGUGGACCGUGAUUUGGCGGUUGUCAACGAUUUGGGCUUGAAGCUCAAGUACGCCAUCAACACGCACUGCCACGCCGAUCACAUCACGGGCAGCGGUGAUUUGAAGGCGAAAGUCACCGGUCUGCAAAGCGUCAUCGCAGAGUCUUCAGGCGCGCGCGCAGACGUGCACAUCAAGCACGGCGACGUGAUUUCUUUCGGCGCCGAUUCCAACGUCAUCAACUUGGAAGUCCGCGCGACUCCGGGGCACACCGACGGAUGCGUGAGCUACGUGUGCGAUAAUAUGGUCUUCACGGGCGACGCGUUACUCAUUCGUGGAUGCGGUCGAACCGAUUUCCAAGGUGGUUCGAGCGAAAAACUAUACGACUCGGUGCGCACUCAACUCUUCGAACUCCCCGACGAGACGCUCGUGUAUCCAGCGCACGACUACAAGGGGCGUAUGGUGAGUACGAUCGGUGAGGAAAAAGAGCUCAACCCGCGAUUAGGGUUGAAGAAGACCAAAGAGGAGUUCGUAGAAAUCAUGAGCAACUUGAAUUUGGCGUACCCAAAGAAAAUCGACGAGUCGCUCCCAGCCAACUUGAAGUGUGGUAUCGACGACUAG